Messenger RNA from Pipistrellus nathusii (Nathusius's pipistrelle), 3483 nucleotides. The record is from the annotation of a GenBank genome assembly. Lineage: Eukaryota; Metazoa; Chordata; Mammalia; Chiroptera; Vespertilionidae.
AUGGAACCCGAAGAAGAGAGGAUUCGUUACAGCCAGAGAUUGCGUGGUACCAUGCGACGACGUUAUGAAGAUGAUGGCAUUUCAGAUGAUGAAAUUGAAGGGAAAAGAACUUUUGACUUGGAAGAAAAACUUCACACCAACAAAUAUAAUGCAAAUUUUGUUACUUUUAUGGAGGGAAAAGAUUUUAAUGUGGAGUAUAUCCAGCGGGGUGGCUUACGAGACCCUCUGAUUUUCAAGAAUUCCGAUGGGCUUGGAAUAAAGAUGCCAGACCCAGACUUCACUGUGAAUGAUGUCAAAAUGUGUGUGGGGAGUCGUCGCAUGGUGGAUGUCAUGGAUGUGAACACGCAGAAAGGCAUUGAAAUGACGAUGGCCCAGUGGACACGCUACUAUGAGACCCCAGAGGAGGAGCGAGAAAAACUCUAUAAUGUCAUCAGCCUAGAGUUUAGCCACACCAGGCUGGAGAACAUGGUGCAGAGGCCCUCCACGGUGGAUUUCAUUGACUGGGUAGACAACAUGUGGCCAAGGCAUUUGAAGGAAAGUCAGACUGAAUCAACAAACGCCAUCUUGGAGAUGCAGUACCCUAAAGUGCAGAAGUACUGUCUAAUGAGUGUUCGAGGCUGCUAUACUGACUUCCAUGUCGACUUUGGUGGUACCUCUGUCUGGUAUCACAUCCAUCAAGGGGGAAAGGUCUUCUGGCUCAUCCCCCCUACAGCCCACAACCUGGAGCUGUACGAGAAUUGGCUGCUGUCAGGGAAACAGGGAGACAUCUUUCUGGGUGACCGGGUGUCAGAUUGCCAGCGCAUUGAGCUCAAGCAGGGCUAUACCUUCGUCAUUCCCUCCGGCUGGAUUCAUGCUGUGUACACUCCUACAGACACGUUAGUGUUUGGAGGCAAUUUUUUGCACAGUUUCAAUAUCCCCAUGCAGUUAAAAAUAUACAACAUUGAAGAUCGGACACGGGUUCCAAAUAAGUUUCGCUAUCCAUUCUACUAUGAGAUGUGUUGGUAUGUGUUGGAGCGCUACGUGUACUGCAUAACCAACCGCUCCCACCUAACCAAGGAGUUUCAGAAAGAGUCCCUCAGCAUGGAUUUGGAGUUAAAUGGGUUGGAAUCUGGAAAUGGAGAUGAAGAAGCAGUGGAUCGAGAACCCCGGCGCCUGAGCAGUAGGCGUUCUGUCCUCACUAGCCCAGUAAGCAAUGGGGUCAAUCUGGAUUAUGACGGACUGGGCAAAGCCUGCCGAAGUCUUCCAAGUCUGAAGAAAAGCUUGUCUGGAGACUCAUCAUCUGACUCUAGCCGGGGCUCGCACAAUGGCCAAGUGUGGGAUCCCCAAUGUAGUCCCCGGAAGGACAGGCCGGUGCAUCUGACCCAUUUUGAGCUCGAAGGCCUUCGCUGCCUUGUAGACAAGUUGGAGUCUCUGCCACUGCACAAGAAAUGUGUCCCCACAGGCAUAGAAGAUGAAGACGCUCUGAUUGCUGACGUAAAGGUUCUGCUGGAGGAGCUUGCCAACAGCGAUCCCAAGUUAGCCCUCACUGGAGUCCCCAUAGUGCAGUGGCCGAAAAGGGAUAAGCUGAAGUUCCCCGCCCGGCCAAAGGUGCGGGUCCCCACCAUCCCCAUCACCAAGCCUCACACCAUGAAGCCCGCUCCCCGGCUCACCCCUGUGCGGCCAGCCGCGGCCUCCCCCAUCGUGUCCGGAGCCCGGCGGAGGCGAGUGCGGUGCCGGAAGUGCAAAGCCUGUGUGCAGGGAGAAUGUGGCGUGUGCCACUACUGCAGGGACAUGAAGAAGUUCGGAGGGCCUGGCCGGAUGAAGCAGUCCUGUGUCCUCCGGCAGUGCUUGGCACCCAGACUGCCUCACUCAGUCACAUGCUCCCUCUGUGGAGAAGUGGAUCAGAAUGAGGAGACACAGGACUUUGAAAAGAAACUCAUGGAAUGCUGUAUCUGCAAUGAGAUUGUUCAUCCUGGCUGUCUCCAGAUGGAUGGAGAGGGGUUGCUUAACGAGGAAUUGCCAAAUUGCUGGGAGUGUCCCAAGUGCUACCAGGAGGACAGCUCAGAGAAAGCCCAGAAGCGGAAGAUGGAAGAGAGUGACGACGACGCUGUGCAAGCCAAAGUCCUGCGGCCCCUGCGGAGCUGUGACGAGCCCCUCCCCCCCCCGCCUCACUCCCCCACGGCCAUGCUCCAGCUCAUCCACGACCCGGUCUCCCCCCGGGCCAUGGUGACGCGCUCCUCCCCUGGGGCCGGCCCCAGCGACCACCACAGUGCCAGCCGCGAUGAGCGCUUCAAACGGCGGCAGCUGCUGCGGCUACAGGCCACCGAGCGCUCCAUGGUACGGGAAAAGGAGAACAACCCCAGCGGCAAAAAGGAGCUGUCUGAAGUUGAGAAGGCCAAGAUCCGGGGAUCGUACCUCACUGUCACGCUGCAGAGGCCCAGCAAAGAGCUCCACGGGACCUCCAUUGUGCCCAAGCUGCAGGCCAUCACGGCCUCCUCUGCCAACCUCCGCCAUUCCCCCCGCGUGCUGGUGCAGCACUGCCCGGCCCGGCCCCCCCAGCGCGGGGACGAGGAGGGGCUUGGGGGAGAGGAAGAGGAGGAGGAGGAGGAGGAAGAGGACAGUGCAGAGGAGGGGGGUGCGGCCAGGCUGAAUGGCCGGGGCAGUUGGGCUCAGGAUGGAGACGAAAGCUGGAUGCAGCGGGAGGUCUGGAUGUCUGUCUUCCGCUACCUCAGCCGCAGAGAACUUUGUGAAUGUAUGCGAGUGUGCAAGACGUGGUAUAAAUGGUGCUGUGACAAGAGACUUUGGACAAAGAUUGACUUGAGCAGGUGUAAGGCCAUUGUACCCCAGGCGCUCAGCGGCAUCAUCAAGAGGCAGCCCGUGAGCCUGGACCUCAGUUGGACCAACAUCUCCAAAAAACAGCUGACGUGGCUCGUCAACAGGCUGCCAGGACUGAAAGACCUUCUCCUGGCCGGCUGUUCCUGGUCGGCAGUCUCCGCCCUCAGCACCUCCAGCUGCCCCCUCCUCAGGACCCUCGAUCUUCGGUGGGCAGUGGGAAUCAAGGACCCGCAGAUACGGGACCUGCUGACUCCGCCUGCCGAUAAACCAGGUCAGGACAAUCGCAGCAAGCUCCGGAACAUGACUGACUUCCGGCUGGCAGGCCUUGACAUCACAGAUGCCACGCUUCGCCUCAUUAUUCGCCACAUGCCCCUCCUGUCUCGACUCGACCUCAGUCACUGCAGUCACCUGACAGAUCAGUCCUCCAAUCUCCUCACUGCUGUCGGGUCUUCCACUCGUUACUCCCUCACCGAGCUCAAUAUGGCAGGUUGCAAUAAAUUGACAGACCAGACCCUGAUCUACCUACGGCGCAUCGCCAAUGUCACCUUGAUCGACCUUCGAGGAUGCAAGCAGAUCACUCGAAAAGCCUGCGAGCACUUCAUCUCAGACUUGUCCAUCAACAGUCUCUACUGCCUGUCUGACGAGAAGCUGAUACAGAAGAUCAGUUAA